UGGACCAACUACAUUCAUGGGUGGCAGGAUCGAUGGGUAGUUCUGAAGAGCAACACGCUCAGUUAUUACAAGUCAGAAGAUGAAACAGAGUAUGGCUGCAGAGGCUCUAUCUGCCUGAGCAAGGCUGUGAUUACACCCCAUGACUUCGAUGAAUGCAGAUUUGAUAUUAGUGUGAAUGAUAGUGUUUGGUACCUCCGAGCUCAGGACCCAGACCACAGACAGCAGUGGGUAGAUGCGAUAGAGCAACACAAGACUGAGUCUGGCUAUGGAUCAGAGUCAAGUUUACGACGACAUGGAUCCAUAGUCUCUCUUGUUUCUGGAGCAAGUGGAUACUCUGCAACAUCUACCUCUUCAUUCAAGAAGGGUCAUAGCUUACGUGAGAAGCUUGCAGAAAUGGAAACCUUCAGAGACAUCUUGUGUAGACAAGUUGAUACUUUACAGAAAUAUUUUGAUGCUUGUGCGGAUGCAGUUUCCAAAGACGAACUCCAGAGGGAUAAAGUGGUAGAAGAUGAUGAUGACUUCCCUACAAUGCGUUCUGAUGGGGAUUUUUUACAUAACAGUAACAGCAAUAAGGAAAAAUUGUUUCCACAUGUGACACCCAAAGGAAUUAAUGGCAUAGACUUUAAAGGAGAAGCUAUAACUUUCAAGGCAACUACUGCUGGAAUCCUUGCUACGCUCUCCCAUUGUAUUGAACUCGUGGUAAAGCGUGAAGAAAGUUGGCAAAAAAGGCUAGAUAAGGAAAUUGAGAAAAGGAGAAGAAUAGAAGAAGCGUAUAAAAAUGCUGUGACAGAAUUGAAGAAGUCGUCCCAUUUUGGAGGGCCAGACUAUGAGGAGGGUCCUAAUAGUCUGAUUAAUGAAGAAGAAUUUUUUGAUGCUGUUGAAGCUGCUCUUGAUAGACAAGAUAAAAUGGAAGAACAGUCUCAAAGUGAAAAGGUCAGACUACACUGGCCAGCAUCCUUAUCUUCUGGAGAUGCAUAUUCUGCUGUGGGGACUCAUAGAUUUGUCCAGAAGGUAGAAGAGAUCGUACAAAACCAUAUGACUUAUUCUUUACAAGAUGUAGGAGGAGAUGCCAAUUGGCAGCUAGUGGUAGAAGAAGGAGAAAUGAAGGUAUACAGAAGAGAGGUGGAAGAGAAUGGAAUAGUUUUAGAUCCUUUAAAGGCAACACAUGCGGUUAAAGGUGUAACGGGGCAUGAAGUUUGCCACUACUUCUGGAAUGUUGAUGUUCGUAAUGACUGGGAAACAACAAUUGACAACUUCCAUGUCGUGGAAACUCUAGCUGAUAAUGCAAUCAUCAUUUACCAGACACAUAAGAGGGUGUGGCCUGCCUCUCAGCGGGAUGUGCUGUAUCUGUCUGCCAUCAGAAAGAUCUCAGCGUUCAGUGAAAACGACCCGGAGACGUGGAUUGUGUGCAACUUCUCUGUGGAACACGACAGCGCUCCUCUAAAUAAUCGAUGUGUCCGUGCAAAAAUAAAUAUUGCUAUGAUUUGUCAGACGCUAGUAAGCCCGCCAGAGGGGAACAAGGAAAUAAGCAGGGACAAUAUCCUAUGCAAGAUUACGUAUGUAGCUAAUGUGAACCCAGGAGGAUGGGCGCCAGCAUCAGUGUUACGGGCAGUGGCAAAACGAGAAUAUCCCAAGUUCUUGAAGCGUUUUACAUCAUAUGUGCAAGAGAAAACAGCAGGAAAGCUGAUUUUGUUCUAGUACUAGCAGUGAUCAGAGCAAGACUGGGUGAGCAUUCUGCAUUGGAGAAGUAACCAUGUAUAGAGCACUCCAUGCUGGAACGAAGGAUCUACAGUCUUUUUAUGGCACAAGUUCUAGGCUUUGUAUACCAAAGUAAAGAAAUGUUGCAACACCGUGAGGCUGAAUAUUUACCACACUCUCUCUCCUGCUAACUUUUCUUGCCGAAUCAGUGUGUAAUUAUAAAUACAUGUAUUGAUAACA
Tinamus guttatus (white-throated tinamou) is the source of this 1938-nucleotide messenger RNA. NCBI's taxonomy places the organism in Eukaryota, Metazoa, Chordata, Aves, Tinamiformes, Tinamidae. The record is from RefSeq and is a predicted model, not a curated record.